Molecule: messenger RNA, 744 nt
Organism: Dovyalis caffra
Lineage: Eukaryota; Viridiplantae; Streptophyta; Magnoliopsida; Malpighiales; Salicaceae
Source: the annotation of a GenBank genome assembly
AUGGGGAUUCCCUUUGUUGCAGUGAAGAUGCCAAAAUGUUUUGGUCUCAAAUUCCUGCUUGAGUUUCUAACUUUCAUCAAGUUGUUGCUUCUAUUCACACUCAGCAAUCUACGUAUGUUCAAGCCACCUCAACAGCAACCUUACAGUUCUGAUCAAGAUCAAGAAACCGCAGAGGAUUAUGUUCUUGUAAUGGAUGAACUUUGCCCAUCACCAAUUCCAGUCCCAGUUUCCAUUCUCACAAGACUGAUCAAGAAGAAACUUCCAGUGAUAACAUACAGCUGUUUUCUUGAAAGAUCAGGGAAGCUCGAAGAUGAUAAAGAGAGCAUGUGUCUUGUCUGCUUGGAUUGUUUACAAGGCAGAGAUGAAGUCAGAGAACUAUGCAACUGUUCUCAUGUGUUCCAUCUAAAUUGCCUGGAUAGUUGGGUUGGUCAUGGUCAGGUUACCUGCCCUACCUGCAGGUCCAUGCUGUUUCCAAAGAAAAUGGGAGCUUCUGCAAUGUCUAUAUUUGGUUAUGAUGAUUCUGCUAUGGAUGAACAAGUGAAUUCUAUCACCCAUCACAUGAACUGGCACGAAUCUCCCAAAUCUGCCCUGCAAACUCCAGCAUUGUUGAAACUUCCAAUUGUACCAACAAAGUAUCGACAACGAGAAAGUGUGUCUGAUAAGAAACUCUAUAAUGCUUCGGAAAGGUCUUCUCAUGGAUAUAAAAUUGAAUUCAGUGCUGCUUCUUUGCUUCAACAGAAAUAG